This is a messenger RNA of Aspergillus bombycis, 1293 nucleotides long. RefSeq names its product indoleamine 2,3-dioxygenase. The coding region runs from base 1 to 1293 and encodes 430 amino acids. The record is from RefSeq and is a predicted model, not a curated record. The transcript is spliced from 3 exons. Gene Ontology annotation, cellular component: cytoplasm. Lineage: Eukaryota; Fungi; Ascomycota; Eurotiomycetes; Eurotiales; Aspergillaceae. Gene Ontology annotation, biological process: 'de novo' NAD+ biosynthetic process from L-tryptophan. Gene Ontology annotation, molecular function: heme binding; metal ion binding; indoleamine 2,3-dioxygenase activity.
AUGCGCUAUACUCCUGAGGUUUCACUCGACGAAUAUGGGGUGUCACUUCAGAAUGGCUUCCUUCCUCAUUCUCCCCCAUUGAAGACGAUGGAAAAUCCUUAUUACUGGCCGUGGGAGCAUAUUGUUAGUGACCUACCGAACCAUAUCCGAUUCCGAACUAUAAGACAAGCUGUGGAAGUACUUCCUAUUCUUUCGACGUCGAAGCUACAAGGAGAGCCAGAGUGGAGGAGAGCCUAUCUUUUACUUUCCUAUCUUACACAUGCUUAUAUCUGGGGUGGUGAAAAACCGAAAGAUAUCCUGCCCCCAGCUAUAUCCUCACCAUUCCUCGAAGUUUCGAGUCACUUAGAACUCCCUCCUUGUGCCACCUAUGCAGCGCUUAAUCUAUGGAACUACGCAACCUCCGAUCCCAAUGCAGACCUCACAGACCCUGAUCAUCUCUCAGUGACAGCCUCAUUCACCGGAACCAAAGACGAAGAAUGGUUCCUAAUGAUCUCCGUCGCAUUGGAAGCAAAAGGAGCACAACUUAUCCCGUUGAUGCUCGACACAAUCCACGCCGUCAGUAUUGAUGACACUCACCGUGCGUGUGAUUCCCUCCUCGCACUCAGCGAAGGGCUCAAGGAACUCCGCAAACUACUAGAACGGAUGUACGAAAAGAACCGCCCCUCAGUAUUCUACCACCAACUCCGCCCGCUUCUAGCCGGUAGCAAGAAUAUGGCCUCGGCCGGACUACCCAACGGCGUCUUCUACGACAUCGGCUCAGGCCAAGGGAAAUGGCAUCAAUACAGCGGUGGAAGCAAUGCACAAAGCUCACUAAUCCAGACAUUUGACAUAUUCCUGGGUGUGGAGCAUAUAGCUACCGGAGGCAUGAAGACUAAUGAUGCAGUUCAGCCAAGAGCUAAGAACGGAUUCAUGCAGGAAAUGAGAAACUAUAUGCCCGGUACUCACCGACGUUUCCUCGAGAUGCUUACCAGGGUCUCAAAUGUCCGUGCUUAUGCGCUCAGUCACAAGGCCAACUCACCAAUCCGAGAUGCGUACAACACGGCUGUAAUGUCUCUAGGGGUCUUCAGGGACUCACAUAUCCAAAUUGUCACGAGAUACAUCAUCAUGGCGGCGAAGACGAAACCGCUAUCCAGUGACUCCACACAAGUCAAUUUGGCCACAUCGACGACAACCCAUAUGCGAGAUAAAACCGAGAAGCUUACUGGGGGGAUCCAUGGUACGGGUGGGACAGAUCUGAUACCAUUCCUUAAGCAAACUCGAGAUACGACUAAAGCUACCGCAAGUUAUGAUUAA